AAGAAAAGUCCCAUCUCUCUGCCUGGUGAUUGAUCUGUGACUUUCUCAUUCAUCUCUGCUCCUCUGCUCAAAAACACUAGACUGAAUGUGAUUGGCCAAAGGGGCUGGCUGGGAUUCAAGACAGCCGCUUUAUAUCUUCCUGAAAAAGAUAGGCUGUUUUAUAGACAGCGAGCGCUUCUGCCUUCUCAUACUCCAUCUGGUUGUCUUCAAGGAUACAAUAACCACCCGGCAAGAUGUGCAAAGGAUUAGCAGCCUUGCCCCACACAUGUCUGGAGAGAGCCAAAGAAAUCAAGACAAAGUUAGGCACGCUCCUCCAGAAGCCAGACUCUGCUAUUGAUCUGAUUAUCCCUUACCCAGAGAAGCCAGCAAAGGUUCAAAAACCUUCCCCAGAAGAAGCUUGGCAGUGGCACAAUUCCUUGGAAAAGCUCCUUCAAAACCCUUAUGGCCUUUCCAGCUUCCGGACUUUCCUCCAAUCUGAAUUCAGUGAAGAGAACAUUGAAUUCUGGAUUGCGUGUGAACAUUAUAAGAAGACCAAACUGCCUACCAAAAUGACUGAAAAGGCCAAAAAGAUCUAUGAAGAGUUUAUCCAAAGUGAUGCUCCGAAAGAGGUGAAUAUUGACCAUUUCACCAAGUCAGUGACCAUGAAGAAUCUGGUGGAACCAUCUAUAAGCACUUUUGACCUAGCCCAGAAGAGAAUCUUCAUGCUGAUGGAGAAGGAUUCUCUGCCCAGAUUUGUGCGAUCCAACUUAUAUGGAGAAUUAGUAAAAUAGCAGUGUGGCGAGCUGUGCAAAGCAUUGGUACAUCAAUACAGGGUCAUUGCCUCCCCCAAUCACCAGUAAUCAACAUGUCUUAUUUAUAUGGAUAGUUGCUUUGCUUUGUAUUUAUUCCAGGCUUUGAAAACUCAAAGUCUGUGUUGUUAAACAUGACCAGCAUAACUUAGAUGAGGGAAUACAAAACAAAAAUACAACAAAACAAAAAUACAAAAUGUCUUUUGCUUUUUAGAUAUUCUUUCAGUGAACUGUACUUCAUAUUACUACCAGAAAUAAUGCUCUCAUUAUUAGUUUUAGUUCAACAAUUUAAUGGGUGAAUAUCUCAUUUGACUGCAUCCUUUUCUGAUGACAGCUAGUAUUUGCUAUGUUGUUAUGGACUGGUAAAUACCAGCAUUUGCUACAUAUAAUAAGGAAAUAUUUAACAACAUAUCCCUCAAAUGAAACCAAGUACCCUAAUAUGAGAAUCCUUGAAUUAUAUUUGCAAUUUGUAGCAAGAAGGGGAUGAUUUUGGGUUUAUGAAAAAAACCCCAAAGUUAAUGAUAUGACAAAGAGCAAUGAUAUAUUACUGGAAUUAAAUAAGCAGCUGAUCAAAAUCCUGGGCUAAUUUGUUGCUAAAAGAGCAGCUUGAUGAAAAUCAUAAAUUGAUAGAUACCCUCAUAGCUAGCAGACAAUAGAAAUUGUACAAUAAUGAAACAAUUACAGUAUCCAUUUUAAACAAAACAUUUCUUCAUAGAAGACUGUAAACCUGGACAAUUUGUCACCCAUCAAACUAAAUUUGUUCUAUUUUUACAGAUUUAAUCAGUCAAUAAAACCAGUUUUUAAGCUUCCUGUAGAAUAUACACAGUUUAGGGGAUUUCAGUUGUGAAAGUUCUAUCUAUUAUUAAACAGAGAAUAGAGAAUCAUUCUUGGAAUAACAGUGAUGGAUUCAGAAUCUAUUCUGCAGUGCUAAAGGUGUGAGAUAAAUUCAGAUCCUGUGCUAAAUGGCUAUUACUAAAAUAUUUAGGGAAGGGUGAGACUGAGAAUAAAUCAGCAGACCUGCUCAAACAGUGUGACUUGUUUAACAACCCAGGCUUUUUGUUACCUCUCUUACUGUAUCUAUUUUUUUCCGUAUUAAAUUUAUAAAUGUUAUAUUUUUAUAAUGGCCCUGCACAAAUUCCAGUGCCCAUGCACAGCUUUAAAUAACCUCCCUGAAAUCUUCUUAUAAAUUAUGAUAGAAAUAUUUAAGCUGAACCAUAGCUGAACCUCUGUCUGUAGCACAUUUCCCAAAGUAUUAUUUUACCGCACACUUUAACCACAAGAUUUAAAUGUUCUUGUAAUAUAUGUAUUAGUCAGUUCAAGGUAUUUAGCCUGCAGUAAUAUGAAUAGAAAAGGCAUCCAGAUAGAGAUGAAAAAUGCAUUUCAUUUUUUAAAUAAUAGACCAAUUGUAUAGUCAAAGCCUCUACUUUGCAAAUUACCAGUCAACCAUUCAAUAUAGGUGAGAGAGUGACUAAAUCUCUCAAUGCUGUUUGCCCAUCAGCUGUGGUGACUUUGCCUGACAGCCAUGGUGAUUUAGUGUUAUGGCAGGAUGUACACAGAAGCCAUUUUCAAGUUGACAAGUUGUCUAACAUCACCCAACCAGAGGUUGAUUUUAAUUCCUCUCUAACCUAAUAUUUUUUUCUGAUUGUAAUAUGAUUGUAAUAUUUUAUUUUUAUCAAAAGGGGAGGUAAGCCGUAAUUGCUACCAUGCCCUUUACAUGAUUUAGUGGAGCUCAUGCAAAAGAUGAGUAAGGGGUCUUUACAUGGUUUAGUUUUUUUUCCUGCAUCUUGAGUAGCAAAAGAAAAAAAAAAAAAACAGGGGGAAGAGGUCCCAAGUGCUUGGUUUCCCUUGUUUUUUUCCUUACUCUGUCCUUCUGUACCAUCACUAUCCUCUUCUUACUUCACUAGGCCUCAGUUGCCUCAUUCCCGCCCCAUAAUAUUCAGUUUUCCAACUGCUAAGUGCUAGCCUUUAGUACUUAGGCAGCCAAUCCAGCUGCCAAUAGUGGCCCAGAUCUAAAUAGCACUGGGUCUUGCAUCUCUCUUCUUAGAGUGCUCUCAAUUGAAUGAGCAUUUAAUAGCUUAGCAAAUGUAGAUUUGGCCUCUUAAAUAUAUCCAAAAAGUUAAGUGCCAGAAAAUUUCACCAGCCAGGUCAUCACUUCCAAUUCUCUUGAACUGCUCAAUAAACAAAGUCUGUUCCACCAAGCUAGAAAUAUUAGCAUACUCUCUGGCCUUUUAAGAAAAGUCAAGUUGAAAGGAAAUACCAUAGAAGAACUACGCUAAAAUGAUUUAAUUAUCUUCUUCUGUUGAAAAAAAAAGACAGAAUGAGAGAUUUAGGCCAUCAGCCUUGUGAAAUUGGGAGGGGAUUAUGUAAUUAUUUCCAGAGUCCAUUUUGGAGAGCACAUCUAUCCUGGUGACUCACAAGUUAUUAAGAUGCUGGAGGGAGAUUUUCCAAUUACAGCCAUAGGCUACUCUAUCCUGAUGUUUGAAGGAGCUUGUCAAUAAAUUUAACCCAGCAGCCUACUUACUUGGCUCUGUGAUAUUCCUGGUGACUUGAAAUAAACAAAGGUUCAACAAGCUUGUUAAAAGUGUAGUAAAAAUAACUUAUAAAUUUUGCUUCCACCCUAACAAACUAAAUAUAUCAGGCAUAGCUAAAAAAUAGGGUUAAAUGUCAGCAACAUCAUGCAAAUUAAAAAGUUAUGCAUCAUUUUUUCCCUAAUUUCACAGCAUAGAAUAUAUUGGGCUAAAUUCUCACCAUGCAUCUAAAAAUGGAAAUAUUUAGGUUUGUUUUGACUCUUGAAGUAGGUACAGAGUUUGGAAUUAAAUUUGUAUCAGAACAUGAUAAUUAUACAGAUUUCUCUAGUUCACUAUUAUAUUAUUCUCAGUGGCUGUUGUGGAUUUGGGCUCAUUCUGGAUAUAAAGCAAUAUGAUUAUAACUGUAUGAGAUCUGAAUCAGUUAUAGCCAGGGCUUUUUUUCUCAUAAAAUGCCCAGAAUGGAGUUCCGGCACCUUUUUUGGAUGGAACCUUGUAGAGUAGGCAAGGCGGGUUGUGUGACGUGUGAGAGUUCUGGCACCUUUUUUUUUUAGAAAAAAAAAGCACUGGUUAUAGCUAUGAGAAUUCUGUACAAAAGGUUUACCUUUAGGAGUUGUCCUGUUUUAAUUCCAUAUAAGUAUAUUCAUAGUCCACGGUUUUAAAGCAGCUUCAACUUUUGGUUGAAAGAGAAAGAUUUGUUACUGGCUGUAACAAAUAAUUUCAAAACACAGUCUGUGUCUUUUCCAAUCUGAAUAGAAAACAGUGACAAUAUCAGUGGAAUGGAAUCAUGGACAACCAGAUCCAGGGUCUCUCAAUCAUAUACUAGAGCAGGGCUUUUCAACCUUUUCACCGAUUGUACCACUUUUAGAAUAUGGCAACAUUCGAGUACCACCAGUCACCUAGCAAGGUGUCAAAAACUUGACCCCCCCCCCAAAUGGAAAAAGUG
Crotalus tigris (Tiger rattlesnake) is the source of this 4259-nucleotide messenger RNA. RefSeq names its product regulator of G protein signaling 5 (gene RGS5). The transcript is spliced from 5 exons. The record is from RefSeq and is a predicted model, not a curated record. The coding region runs from base 234 to 770 and encodes 178 amino acids. NCBI's taxonomy places the organism in Eukaryota, Metazoa, Chordata, Lepidosauria, Squamata, Viperidae.